Messenger RNA from Pyricularia grisea, 1722 nucleotides. RefSeq lists its product as uncharacterized. The transcript has a single exon. NCBI's taxonomy places the organism in Eukaryota, Fungi, Ascomycota, Sordariomycetes, Magnaporthales, Pyriculariaceae. Gene Ontology annotation, molecular function: oxidoreductase activity, acting on the CH-CH group of donors. Bases 1 to 1722 code for a protein of 573 amino acids. The record is from RefSeq and is a predicted model, not a curated record.
AUGGCCGAAUCAUCAACAACACAACCUGUCAUCAUCGUCGGUGGCGGCCUCGCAGGCCUGGUCGCCGCCUUUGAGCUGACCCAGCGCGGCGUUCGCACCAUCAUCCUCGACCAGGAGGGUCGCGCGUCGCUCGGCGGGCAGGCCUUUUGGUCCCUGGGUGGCAUAUUUAUGGUCAAUUCGGCCGAGCAGCGCAGGAUGGGCAUCAAAGACAACAAGGACCUGGCCAUGCGCGACUGGCUCGGCAGCGCCGGCUUCGACCGCCCCAAGGAGGACUAUUGGCCGAGGCGCUGGGCCGAGGCCUUUGUCGAUUUCGCCGCCAACGGCAUGGAGGAUUACGUCAAACAGCGUGGCCUCGGGUUUUUGAUGAACGUCGGCUGGGCCGAGCGCGGCGACGGCACCGCCGAGGGUCACGGCAACUCGGUCCCGCGUUUCCACCUGACCUGGGGCACUGGGCCUGAGGUCGUGAGGGUGUUCCAGGAGCCGGUCGAGGAGGCCGAGAAGAAGGGCCUGGUUGAGUUUCGGUUCCGGCACUGCGUCGACGAGCUGAUCAUCGAGGACGGCAGGGCGGUUGGUGUCAAGGGUAGGGUGCUGGAGGAUGACAACAAGCCGCGGGGCGUCAAGUCCUCCCGCACCGUCGUCGACACCUUUGAGCUCCGUGGUGCCGCCGUCCUCGUCUCGUCAGGCGGCAUCGGUGGCAACGUGGAGGCCGUCAAAGCCGCCUGGCCCGUCGACAGGCUGGGUCCCAAGGUGCCGGAGCACUUUGUCGUCGGCGUGCCGGACCACGUGGACGGCCGCAUGAUCGGCAUAUCGGAGAGCGCAGGCGCCAACGUCAUCAACCGCGACCGCAUGUGGCACUACACCGAGGGCCUGGCCAACUGGAACCCUAUCUGGCCGUCGCAUGGAAUCCGCGUGCUUCCCGCGCCUUCGUCGCUGUGGCUCGACGCCGAGGGCAACCGCCUCCCGCCAUACCUCUUCCCCGGCAGCGACACCCUGGGUACGCUGAAGCACAUUUGCUCGACGGGCUACGACUACACGUGGUUCAUCCUCACGCAGUCAAUCAUCGCACGCGAGUUCGCCCUGUCGGGAUCGGAGCAGAACCCAGACAUCACCGGCAAGUCAGUGUGGCAGUUUGUGAAGCAGCGCAUCUUUGGCGGCAAGGGGACCAUCCCCGUGCAAAACUUCCAAAAGCACGGCGAGGACUUUGUCGUGCGCGACAACCUCCCCGACCUGGUGGACGGCAUGAACAAGCUGGCGGCGCAGCGAGGUGGGCCGAGCCUGGAGCUCUCCAAGAUCGAGUCGGUCAUCAACGCGCGCGACGACCAGUUCGACAGCCCCUACAGCAAGGACGCGCAGGCGAUGCUGGUGGCCAACGCGCGGCAGUACUGGCCCGACAAGCGCGGGCGCGUGGCGGCGCCGCACCGGCUACUGGACCCGAAGCAUGGCCCGCUCAUCGCCGUGCGCAUGAACCUCCUCACGCGCAAGACGCUCGGCGGCAUCGAGACGGACCUGUCCAGCAACGUGAUGCGCGCCGACGGGAGCCGCUUCCCCGGUCUGUAUGCCGCGGGAGAGGUGGCUGGGUUUGGAGGCGGCGGUGUCCACGGCUACAACUCGCUUGAGGGGACCUUUGUAGGCGGUUGCAUCUUUUCCGGCAGGGCGGCUGGGAUGGCCAUGGCUGAUGAGGUGUUGGGCACGACGUCUGGAGAUAUCAAGGCGAGGAUGUAA